GGUAAAAGAGGAAGGCAACAGCAAAAAAAAAAAAAUAUCUCAAUCCCCUCUUCGUCUCAUCCUCCCCGAGCCGAGGGCGCAGAAGAAACACGGCAGCGAUCGUAGUCCAGCUCCUACUCUGACCUGCCGCCUCCGGGCCAUCGGCAUGGAUCAGGAAGUUGACAGUGCCAACAACAUGGUGGCACCAGAGUACAACAGUGGCGGCCUCUCCCGCGCAAACCCGAAAAGGCUUCGAUCGAAGGCGUGGGAAGACUUCACACCCAUCUUCGUUGGCGGGAAGGUCGCAAAGGCUGAGUGCAUGCAUUGCCACCAGGUCUUCAAUAGCAACAGCUCAAGUGGCACUAGCAACCUGCUUAAGCACCAAGCCAUGUGCGCCCCCCGGGCCCAGAAGAGGCCAAUGCAACGCAAGCUUAUGUCAGCUGGCUCUGAUCCGACACAGAAGAAGCUAUCGUUCUUUCCCACUAGCCAGAAGAAAUGCGUGGGCACAUCAGAUGCAAGGCCUGAGAAGAAGGAUCUUGUUUUGCUUUGCAAUGACAGGAGCAAGGAGAGUAGUCAGAAUGGGUCUCACGAGGAACUUGGAUCGCCUGAGCAGAAUGAUCUUGCCUUGCCUGAUGUUCCCACCGACACGAAAACAAAGAGUCAACAAGUUGAUCAAAAUGGGUCUCAUGACAAACUAGGUACAACUGAGCAGGAGAAUGAUGCCUUCCCCGACAAUCCCAUCGACAAGAAUGUAAAGAAUCAGUCCCAUGAGGAACUUGCAUUGCCUGAACAGAAGGGCAUUCCUACAGCCACGAAACAGAAGAAUCAGGAUGUUGGUCAGGAUGGAUCCCAUGGUGAGCUUGUUAGGAAAUUGUCCUUGCACGGUUACCUGCCAUCGAUGAUGGACCAUGGAGGACUCAGGAAGUCUGUGGAUUUCUUGAAUCCCAUGGCAAAGAUGCCAUCCUAUGCUGACUUGAUAUCUGCAUUUUUGGAUUUGUUCGACAAUGAAAAGGCCAAGCUAAAGGAGAAGUUUGCAGCCUUUUGCAGUCGGGUAUGCUUGAGUGUUCAUGUUUGGCACUAUGAUCCACUCUCAGCAUUCUUGUGCUUGAGUGUUCAUUACAUUGACGAUGAAUGGGAGAGGCAGCAAAAGAUCAUCACAUUUCAUGCCAUGGAUGAUACUAUUUGCAUUGCAGAAGAACUGGGUGAUGCCAUAUUGCUGGCUAUCCGAGAUUGGGGUCUUUGUGGAAAAGUUUUUAGCAUUAUACUGGAUGAUGCAUUUAUUGAUGAUUCAGUGGCUUCAAGUAUCAAAGCACAGCUCAUGAAAGAGAACUCAACCUGUGCAAACCAGAGCUUGUUUGUGGUGCGUUAUGGAACUCAUUUACUUGAUCAGGUUAUUCAGGUGGGGCUGGAUGAAUUUGAAAAAAUCAUGGAGAAAUCUGCAAACUGUUCUAAAUCUAUGAUGGGUCCUAACUCUUGUACUGCAGUGCGGUAUCCCAACUACCAAUACGCACCAUCUCAGGAAGACUGGGGCGAGGCGAGUAAGAUGUGUGAGACCUUGGAAGAGUUUCAUCAGCACAUGGACACGAUUCAGCAUUUUCGCGGUCCAGUCCACUUAUUUAACAGUAUCGAGGAUGUGAAGCGUGAUUUGCGCCAUGGACUUGAGGGCCAUCAGGAUGGAUCAUUUUCCAAUAUGCUAAAGAAGAUGCAGCAGAAGUUCCAGAAACACUGGAAACUCUGCUGCUUACAUUUAUGUAUGCAGAUAGUCAUGGAUCCUUCUGACGGUCUGGAACACAUCAAGUCUAAGAGUUAUGUCAACGAUGUGCAUGAUACAUUGCUCAAUCUCUUCUAUGAAUAUUCUGGUCAGGUGGAAGAUCCUAGCUGCACUUCUGGGUCUAAAACUAGCAAGGAAGCUGCUGUGAAUGAAGAUGAUAUGCCAUUGGCAUGUUGUGGCCAUUAUGGAGACAAAUGUAGUAGAGGGCGACCAAUGACAGAACUUGACCAGUACUUCCAUGAGCCAACUUAUUACUGUAGAGGCCAGACGAGUGUUCUUCAAUGGUGGAAGGAACAUAACCUGACCUAUCCUACAGUUGCUCGAAUGGCACGUGAUAUAUUGGCAUACCAUCCAGAAGCGAUUACGAGGUAGCAACAACGACUGCCGGACUUGCAAUUUGCGAGUCAGAUCAUAAGCAAUGGGUUGAGCAGCUUGUGUGUACCGAAGAUUGGCUCGGACCUAACCGUUCUGCAAGCAAGGACUCAACCAGUGAUCUUUUCGACUGAGUACUUGGGCCUUCUUAAUCUUCCAUGAUCUUUUUUUUUUUUAAUCUUUUUGGAAGGAGACGCCGAAUUCAACGACGAGAAAUGUGCGAAGGGCGACAUUUCUUCAGACGGCCUUUACGGAAUGCAUGCUGUGCUCAGUUAGCAGCUAUGAUUAUGAGCAGUCUUAGACAUUUAGUUACUGAUGAUGGUGGUGGCGUAAUGGUGCCCUUUGUACGUAUGUAUAUGUGUCGUGGACCGGGGAGCCUGUCAGUAAUUCCCACUUCUAGUUUUCAGAUACUUUGUCAGCAUCUCAUCCAAUGAUACCUGAUGAUGAUGUCCAUAUGCCCAGCCAUAUAUACUACGUAUCCUCUAGUACUUGCAGCA
This is a messenger RNA of Hordeum vulgare subsp. vulgare (domesticated barley), 2619 nucleotides long. Its product is annotated as zinc finger BED domain-containing protein RICESLEEPER 2-like. The record is from RefSeq and is a predicted model, not a curated record. Gene Ontology annotation, molecular function: DNA binding; protein dimerization activity. The transcript is spliced from 4 exons. Lineage: Eukaryota; Viridiplantae; Streptophyta; Magnoliopsida; Poales; Poaceae. Bases 146 to 2122 code for a protein of 658 amino acids.